This is a messenger RNA of Sipha flava (yellow sugarcane aphid), 282 nucleotides long. RefSeq lists its product as uncharacterized. The transcript is spliced from 2 exons. The record is from RefSeq and is a predicted model, not a curated record. Lineage: Eukaryota; Metazoa; Arthropoda; Insecta; Hemiptera; Aphididae. The coding region runs from base 1 to 282 and encodes 93 amino acids.
AUGUCAGAAAUAACAGAAUAUGGAGUGUUGAAACACAAAUAUACACGAGCACAAAUUUCUCUAAGUAAAGAAAAAUUUCUAGAGCUAGAUGAAGCCAUGAAAAAAAUUAAAGACAGGGAAAUAACAUUAAAAGAAGCAGCAGGACAUGGAAUAGCUGGUCAUCAAGGAUUUAAUCGAUGCAACUGCAAAACUGGUUGUGGUACUAAAAAAUGUGUUUGUAAUGCAGUGGAAAUGUUGUGCAGUUCAAAAUUUCAUAGUAACCAAAAUUGUACAAAUAAAUAA